UGGCUGGAGGAAUGGAUGGAGGCCAGACAUGGAGGCCGCUCCCCGGGUCAGAUCCAGCCUUCUCAGAAUUCUGCUGCAGGUUGGGAGGCUCUCUGCGCUGCUGAUCCAGAACCGCGCUCACUUGUACCGCCUUCUGCUCCUGAAGAUGGCCAUCUUUCAGCACUGGGUGUUGGGGCUGGCCCAGGAAGCCCGAGGGUCCGGCAGUGACCAGGCCCGCCUGCUUCCAGAAGUCAUCAUAACCCGUGCUCUGGGCUUGGUCCUUCGAGCUGGACUGGCCUUGCUGUGGUUCCCCAUGUGGCUGCUGCUCUGGGGACCCAGGCUGGCGUACAGAGUCGGGCUGUGCUGUACCCACACUGUGAGGCUGGCCUUGGGGCACCUCUGUGCCUGUGAGCUUCUGUGUCUGUCUCCAGCCACCCUCAGGGACCUGUUUCUCUCCUGCCUGCAUAGCCUCAUGCUGGUGGCUUUGCUGAUGAUGCUUCUAACCUGGAAGCUGGUGCAGAAAGCCCAUCACUUUAGUCUGGGCUGGCUGUCCAGCCAGAAGUCUGUGAUGCUGGAAGCCCUGGCCCUGCUGAGGCGCCUCUACCUGUGGGUGGAGCACAGGACCACAAUCACUUCCUGGAACCUGGCCUAUCUUGUCACUUGGAUAACCUGCCUUGCUUUUCACCUGCUUCAGGCUGCCUUUGAACACACAGCCCAACUAGCCCAGGCCCAAGAGGCCAAAUCCCAGGAGCCCUCAGGGCCCUCACCUGAGUUCUUAGUUCCAGAAUCCUCCACCACUGAGUCUGGACCCCUCCCACCCCAGCCUGAAUCCCCCAGAGAAUAAAUGUGUCCCUACCUGC
Messenger RNA from Arvicanthis niloticus (Nile rat), 839 nucleotides. The record is from RefSeq and is a predicted model, not a curated record. Lineage: Eukaryota; Metazoa; Chordata; Mammalia; Rodentia; Muridae.